AUGGCCCCAAUACCGAUUACAAUCAUCACCGGCUUCCUCGGCUCUGGCAAGACGACUCUCAUUCUCAACCUCAUCCCCCAACUCCGCGCGCAAUCACCAAACUACCGCCUCGCUCUCCUUAAAAACGAAUUUGGAGAUGUGGCUGUCGAUUCACAACUAGCGUCAUCAAGCGCAAUUUCGGGUGUCCAGGAGAUGCUGGGCGGAUGUAUCUGCUGCAACCUCGUUGGUUCUCUGUCACCCGCGCUCGCCGAGCUCGAAACCACCGUGAAGCCAGACCGCAUCAUCAUCGAGACGAGCGGGAGCGCCUUCCCCGCCACGCUGGCGCUCGAGGUCAAUCGUCUGGCAAGAGAUACUGGGAAAUACGUCUUAGAUGGUGUCGUCAGCGUGAUCGAUGUGGAGAACUGGCAGGGCUACGAGGACACGAGCUACACGGCGAGGAUCCAGGCGCGGUACACCGAUCUCGUGGUCCUGAAUAAGUGGGAGACGGCGGGCGAGGACCGAUAUGACGAGUGCCUCGAUCGUCUGGGCGAUCUCGAGGUGGAGGUUGCUAAGGUCAAGAGCGACAAUGGCUGGGUGGCCAUGGACGUAGUGUUUGGCGUGGAUGGCGGACUCGCCCAGGACUUGACGGAAGAGGAUGCCGCCAAGACAACGGCAAACGGGGACAGCCAUGGCCAAGAGAAUGGACACGACCACGAGCACGGGCAUCAGAGCGAGGUGGAGGUCCUGUCCGUCGAGCUCAAGGGUGACGCGGGCGUCGCCAUCUCCACCGACAAAUUGGAGGCGAACCUUCUCCGCAAGGCACCCAAGGACGAAGUGUACCGCAUCAAGGCUGUUGCUACCCUCUCGUCGCUGCCAAAGAACUCGGACCCGGAAUUGCCUCCGCCGGCGGCGCAUCCCAAGGGCCGCUAUAUUCUCAACUGGGCAUUCGGGCGGUGGACAUAUACGCCUGUCACCGUAGAUAGCACUGAACACACGUCGAGUAGUGAGACACCGCUACGGAUGACGAUCAUUACGGGGAGACACGAGAGCAACAAGUGGAAGAAGCUGAUAGAAGCCGGCGGGGUGAUAGAGAUAGAUGGAGAAAGCAAAAGCGACCUCGUGGUGACGAAAGUACUAUAG
Messenger RNA from Emericellopsis cladophorae, 1119 nucleotides. RefSeq lists its product as uncharacterized. The record is from RefSeq and is a predicted model, not a curated record. The transcript has a single exon. Lineage: Eukaryota; Fungi; Ascomycota; Sordariomycetes; Hypocreales; Bionectriaceae. Gene Ontology annotation, cellular component: cytoplasm. Bases 1 to 1119 code for a protein of 372 amino acids.